This is a messenger RNA of Glycine soja, 3496 nucleotides long. Its product is annotated as SART-1 family protein DOT2-like. Gene Ontology annotation, biological process: maturation of 5S rRNA; mRNA cis splicing, via spliceosome. Gene Ontology annotation, cellular component: U4/U6 x U5 tri-snRNP complex. The transcript has 16 exons. Bases 529 to 3171 code for a protein of 880 amino acids. The record is from RefSeq and is a predicted model, not a curated record. NCBI's taxonomy places the organism in Eukaryota, Viridiplantae, Streptophyta, Magnoliopsida, Fabales, Fabaceae.
UGAGCGGUCUGUCUAUAACUACUCAUUUCUCAAUUGCGGAUUCACGAACUGCGAGUCUGCGACGCAAUAUCUCUCAACGACAACCAGUAGCGACGCUCACUCUCUCAAUCUCACAGUGAGCGAACCCUAAUUGCGGAUUCACGAAGACCCUUUUUCUGAUUUCGUAAUGUUCGUGUGAUGUAUUCAAGCCUCCAACAGAUAUUGACCCUUUUUUAUGAAUUCACGAUGGAACUCUAGACAUAAUUGGGUCUGUAUCUGAACUAUAUUCAGGUUUAACCUCGAAAAUUUCCUCUCUGCUUCCGAUCAAAAUAGACGAAACAAGGGUAUUUAACCCUCCAAGUAGCAAACCCUCACCGUUGCUUGAAUUUCAGCAAUAGUGCAUGCUUUCUGCGGAAGUGUUGGCUUUGAUUGGACUUAGGAACUCCAAGGCCUAGUUGCUGCAUUUUCAGGCUACUAAAUCAUCAAAGGAAAGAAGCCCUAAAGUUACUGACCACAGAUCACCUAGAAGCCCAGUUGUUGAGUGUUCUGAUGGAUGUGGAGUGGUCUGAUUCACGGUACGAUGGUAGAAAUGAUAAGGAGGAUUCCCCGGUGAGGGAGCAAUAUGACGAUGAUGGGGCGGAGAAAUCUAGCAAGCAUAGAGGCAAGAACAGGAAGAAGGAACACCGUCGGGAACAGCCAAAGGAUGCUUCGAAAGAAGGAAGGGAAUGGAAGAAGGAAGACAGGGAUGAGCGUGAAAAGGACCAUGGUAAAGAUAAGGCAAGGGAGAAGGAUUAUGAUAGGGAGAAAUAUAGGGAGAAGGAGCGUGAGAGGGAUAGGGAUAAGAAGGACCGGAGUAAGGAUAAAGAGCGUGAGAAGGAGAGAGAGGUGGAGAAAGACAGUGAUAGAGUGCGAGAGAAAGAGAGGGGUAAAGAGAAGAGCAGGGAUAGGGAUAGGGAAAGGGAAAGGGAGAAAGAAAGGGAUAAAGCAAAGGAAAGAGAGAGGGAGAAGUAUAGAGAUAGAGAGAAGGAGAGAGAAAGCUAUAGAGACGGGGACAAGGAUAAGGGGAAAGAUAAAAUUAGAGAGAAGGAGAGGGAGACGGAUCGAGAUAAAGAAAGGACAAGAGAUAGAGUGAACAGAAAGACUCAUGAGGAAGAUUAUGAACUGGAUAAUGUUGAUGAUAAAGUAGACUACCAUGACAAGAGAGAUGAGGAGAUUGGCAAGCAGGCAAAGGAUUCAAAGCUUGACAAUGAUAAUCAAGAUGGCCAAACAUCAGCACAUCUGUCAUCAACAGAACUUGAAGAACGCAUCUUGAAGAUGAAAGAAUCAAGGACAAAGAAACAGCCUGAAGCUGAUUCUGAAAUCUCAACAUGGGUUAAUAAAAGCCGCAAGAUAGAAAAGAAAAGAGCAUUUCAGCUCUCAAAGAUUUUUGAGGAGCAGGACAACAUUGCAGUAGAGGGAAGUGACAAUGAGGAUACAGCCCAACACACUGAUAACUUGGCGGGGGUGAAAGUUCUUCAUGGCCUCGAUAAAGUUAUGGAAGGCGGAACAGUAGUUCUAACUAUUAAAGAUCAGCCCAUACUUGCUGAUGGUGAUGUUAAUGAAGAUGUUGACAUGCUUGAGAACAUUGAAAUUGGAGAACAGAAACGACGAGAUGAGGCUUAUAAAGCUGCAAAAAAGAAAACUGGCGUAUAUGAUGAUAAGUUCACUGAUGACCCCUCCACUGAGAAGAAAAUGCUUCAACAGUAUGAUGAUCCAGCUGCAGAAGAGGGUUUAACUUUGGAUGAAAAGGGACGAUUCUCAGGUGAAGCUGAGAAGAAACUUGAAGAGCUGCGAAGAAGGUUAACAGGUGUUUCCACGAAUACCUUUGAAGAUCUAACUUCAUCUGGAAAGGUAUCAUCAGAUUACUAUACUCAUGAAGAAAUGCUAAAGUUUAAGAAGCCCAAGAAGAAAAAAUCUUUGCGGAAGAAAGAUAAGCUGGACAUCAAUGCCCUUGAAGCUGAAGCUGUCUCUUCAGGAUUGGGUGUUGGUGACCUUGGUUCUCGGAAAGAUGUAAGGAGGCAAGCCAUCAAAGAUGAGCAAGAAAGAUUGGAGGCUGAGACGAGAAGUAAUGCUUACCAGUCUGCUUAUGCUAAAGCAGACGAAGCCUCCAAAUUGCUGCGUCUGGAACAAACUCUCAAUGUUAAAGAGGAAGAUGAAACUCCAGUUUUUGUAGAUGAUGAUGAGGAUCUUUGUAAGUCCUUAGAGAAAGCGAGAAGAUUAGCCCUUAAAAAGGAGGGAGAAGGGGCAUCUGGUCCUCAAGCUAUUGCGUUGCUUGCCACCUCAAAUCAUAAUAAUGAGACUGAUGAUCAAAACCCUACAGCUGGAGAGUCACGAGAAAACAAGGUGGUCUUCACAGAGAUGGAAGAAUUUGUCUGGGGUCUCCACAUUGAUGAAGAAGCACGUAAACCAGAAAGUGAAGAUGUUUUCAUGCAUGAUGAUGAAGAGACUAAUGUUCCUGAUGAAGAAAACAGUAACGAGGCUGGUGGAUGGACUGAAGUUCAAGAAACUAAUGAAGAUGAACAACACAAUACAGAAGACAAAGAGGAAAUAGUUCCUGAUGAAACUAUCCAUGAAGUUGCAGUAGGGAAAGGAUUGUCAGGUGCUUUGAAACUGCUUAAAGAGCGAGGAACACUUAAAGAAAGCAUCGAAUGGGGUGGCAGAAGCAUGGACAAGAAGAAAAGUAAAUUGGUUGGCAUUGUAGAUGAUGAAGAGAAGGAAGCACAGAAGACAAGGGAGAUUCGCAUAGAAAGGACAGAUGAAUUUGGGAGAAUUUUGACUCCCAAGGAAGCCUUUCGGAUGAUUUCUCAUAAGUUCCAUGGUAAAGGACCUGGAAAAAUGAAGCAAGAAAAGCGUAUGAAGCAAUAUCACGAAGAAUUGAAGAUGAAGCAAAUGAAGAGCUCAGAUACACCAUCACUGUCUGUUGAGAGAAUGAGGGAAGCUCAAGCUCGUUUGCAGACACCAUAUCUUGUUCUUAGUGGUCAUGUUAAACCAGGACAAACUAGUGACCCAAAAAGUGGUUUUGCAACUGUUGAGAAGGAUCUUCCUGGGGGCUUGACACCUAUGCUUGGUGAUCGAAAGGUAGAGCAUUUUCUGGGAAUUAAGAGGAAAGCUGAACCAUCAAGCUCGGAUACCCCAAAAAAGCCUAAAUCAUAAUUCCUUGGUCUACUAAUUGUAAGCAUUUUAAGCUAAUAUCCCUGCAAGCUUAGAAGUUUUAGCCCAAUAGUGUUCAUCUAUUCUGUUGCCGACUGCAGAUAAUUUGCAGCAGAAUGCGGGAAAAUUGGAUUUCCUGGGAAGAUGUAUUUCAGUGGUUAUAUUUUUUCCGACCAUUCAAUGCGGUCCAGAAUGCGGGAUUCCUUUUGUACAAUAAGAGUUGUUUUUCAAUAUAUUACAUAAAAUUUUGAAUCUUCAUUAACUUGCUAAUCCUAGAACUUAUUUAGCAUGUUCUUCAAUAUGCAUGAGUUUAUCGGGUAUUUCUGUA